GCUGUGUGUCGAAGCGUAUGCCGAAGUGUAGCCGAAGCACCAGUCGAGCCGACGAACACCUGUUCCAAGGCCUCCUCUCGAACCCUUUUGUUCACAUUCGAUUUUCUUUCUAUUUCGCUCGCCCCUAACUCGCCUGAAGUCAGGUUGCUGACUCGCCCGGAAACAGACGACCGUAAACCCGCUGGUUGGUAUGUUCUCCCUCUUCAUGCCGGGAGGUGUUGCUGGCCGGGUGGCAGGUCGCACAGGCGCCCCUCGUCAAGCCUCACUCACUUGACCUGGGCCUAGCCCGUGUGGCUCCUGCCACGGCCGCUUGGCUUUUCUUUCUCUCCUUGCAGGACUCACCGGGGGGGACUCUCGGCGCUACGGCGGGAGAGUCGAAUCCCGCGCGGCCUCACGGCCACACCCCGAUGGGUCGCGUAGUCUCGGAGACUACACGGGUGCCAUCGAACCCCAGAGGCACUCUGGUGGGCGAAGGGACACCCGGCCGCUGGCGCACACUAUCGGGACCGGCGCGCAUGGGCAACACCUGGCGGCCGGUAGGGCGGAACCUCACCACUACGUGGCGUCGGACGUCGGAUUCGAGUAGCUGCUUCUCAGGAUGGAGGACUUCCAUCCUGGGGCACUCGAGCACAGAGUGAAUGAGCCUAUGCGAGAGGGGUGGCUCAUUGUGGGUUGGGUUUCUGCCUCGCGAUUUGGCGCGAAUCAGUUCUGACUCGCGCUUUCCCGUCGCCCCAGCCAUGACCGAAUCUCCGAUUCCUCCGAGCGUCGGUCCGCCCACCACUUCCAAGAGACCGAAAAGGGUCCCCUGUCGUAAGGACAUGAUGUUCAUCCGAGCUUUUGAGAUGUGGUACAAGCAUGAAUAUGAGGCCGAUCCGGAGGGUGGCGCCAAGAUAGGACAAUUCUUCGAGGACCUCCAGGAGCGGAUGCCCAUCGAGGGCACCCCCAGGAUGGUUCUGCUGAGGACGUACGAGCUACUGGAGGACGUGCUGCAGAGCACCGGCUGCCGGUCGGAUCUCUGCCACCUUCGUUGGAGUGCUUGGGGAGAGGCGUGCCUUGAGCUGAAAGCAGAGGCAUCCGGCCCCAAGCCCCCGGAAGGAGAACGGGCCAGGCCGGUGAUUGUGCUAAACCCCGAGAGCCGCCGGAUGGACUUCCUGGACGAAGAGCAGGUGGUCCUACAGCUGCGGAGCGCCUCUGAUGCUCCAGGCGGCCCUUUGAUGACUCCAUUCACGGGGCUGGAUGACCGGUGGGACUGGGCGGAGAGCGAGAGCCCCCCGCCCAGUUUCCGGCCCGUGCGCGCUUGGCGAGUGUGCGAAAUGCUGGCGAAGGUCGAAGUGUGUCGAAGCCACCAAGAGGGCGUGGACACGACUCGAUGGUCGGUGUGGGAGAAGAGGGAAGACCCCAUGAGCUUGGCUAUCCGAGUUCGGGAGGCUGUCCUUCACUGCCUGAGCCGUUCACCUUCGGAGAGGCAGAUGAAAGAGAUAUUCGAAUCGAUCACCCUGAACGUCCUGUGGGAUUGGAGCCUCGAGGGCUCGAGGCGCAGCAGCGCCUGGGCAGAGAGCCUGGGUAGCGUUCCACAGGCCUACCGGGUGGUGCUGAUCGGCCAACUAUUCCACAGUCUGUGUCGCUAUGCCACGCUGGGCGAGCAAGUCUUCAUGACAUACCACGCGAUGUCCGAGCUGGGCUUCGGGUUCGGCUGGAAAGACGCCUGCUACCUGGCCCUCUUGACGUCCCGCGGUGUGGGCACCGACAGGCACACUUCGGUGAAGCGAGUCCUGAGCAUCAUUGCUUCGGACCGUCCCCGAAACCCCAGUUUCCUCGCCAAGGAGGGCCUAACGCUUGCGCGUCGGAUCGAGCCGGGCCAGGUGCUAUGGCCGGCCCAAUGGGACGGACUGUCGGGAAAGUACCGCCUCUACUUCGAGUUGCGGAAGCACGCCCGAGCGAAUGAGACGAAUGUCCAAGCCCCGCCCAAGCGCCGGAAGGUACGCCCACCCCCUCCUCGUCGCUUCUCUGAGAGGCCUUCGGAGGAUUAAGGUCAAGGCCCUGCGGAGGGAGACCGCCCGGGCGCGAGCCAGCGCGGUAGCCACCCGCGAUCUGGCAAAUCGCGCACAAGAAGAAGCGUGGCCGUGGGCCCUGAGGAGGGACCCCGAGUCUGGCGGACCGACCACCCACACGCGCGGCGUGUAGCACGGAGGUGGAGCCUCUCGGUGGCUCUUGCAAUAUACUCGCCUGUUCUCUCC
This is a messenger RNA of Fonticula alba, 2237 nucleotides long. RefSeq lists its product as hypothetical. The record is from RefSeq and is a predicted model, not a curated record. The coding region runs from base 639 to 2030 and encodes 463 amino acids. The transcript has a single exon. NCBI's taxonomy places the organism in Eukaryota, Rotosphaerida, Fonticulaceae.